CGGUUUUUAGUGAUACCAAGAUUUAUGUGCUGAUUAUCUUGAAAGGCACACCUCUCAAGUCCUACGAGAGAAUAACGAGGCCUUUUGCCUCUUCAUAUCCCCUUCAUUACCAUCAACCGGUCGCAAUCCCAUAUUCUACGUAGUUGGAUGGCAGUCAUGGCUACCGAAGAACCCCAAUCACUGCCAGUGGUUCAGAAGAGCACAGAUUCUGUGCCGAGUGAGGAAAAGGUGGGCGACGAGUCGAGUGUCAAUGGACAUUCAGAAGACAAAACCAAGGUGGAUGAGAAACCGACUACUAACGGCAAGGCGGAGCUCACAGAGUCGACCGCCGAUGAUUCCUUAAACAAAAAAGCAUUUGCUACUAACGGCAAUCUCCCAGAGCAAUCGACUGAUGUCCCUCUAAGCUCAACUGAUGUCGAGAUGGCGGAUGUUAACGGUACGUCGACUGUGAAGAACUCGUCCCCGACCGAGACCGAAGCAGCAAAGGAAGACAACGCCGAUCCUUCGACAUCCGACAAGCCUCUUGCGACCGAAGAAUCAGCAGCAGUGGAUCCAGUUGUCGAGAACAUUGGUGAUUCAAUGGACGUGGACACCCCUACAAGACAACCUGACGAAGAGGUAAAGGUUGACCAGGAAAAUGGCGCCCAGGACAAGCCUACGGCUGGUAAUACAGCAGAGCCUACAUCAUCCCAAGACCUAAGUCAACCGUCAGCUAGUCUCGCUAAAUUGGACAUCAAGGCUGCUCAAUCUGACGCAUCGGUUGCCCAAGUGGAUACUCCUAUGACCGAUCAGCCUACAUCAGCAGGUAAAGUCUCGAGAGAACGUGAAGAAGAUGGAAUGGAGGAGAGAGCGCCGAAACGGGCAAAAACAGAAGAGGACACAAAUGGCCCGACAGCAGAUUCGCUUGUUGUCGCAAAUUCCUUGUCAUCGGCGCCCACACCUGGUGAACCUGCAGACCAAACCCCAGAUGAGCAAGUUAUCACACCCUUCCAGAAUCGCCAAAUCCGACAGAUCUUAGCAGGUUUAAAGAAGACAAAAAAUGGGCUUAAUUUUAGACAACCCGUUGAAAGACUCUGGCCAACCUUAUGGGAGGACUAUAAAACGAAGAUAGAGAAUCCUGUGGAUAUCUCUCUUUUCGAGCAAAAGCUGCGUGAAGAGAAGUAUGCUAAUUAUGGUGCAUUUAAGGCUGAUGUUCGAUUGUUGCAUCAGAAUUCACUCGCGUUCAAUGGUGAUGCAAACGCGAUCACUGUGGCUGCAGGUAUGGUCAGAGACGCAAUAUUCAUGCGUCUUCCUGAGAUCUCCAAAUUAGAGGAACCUGCAAAACCCGAGAAAGGCAAAGCGCAUCCGACACGCCAUACUGAACCUCGGGCAGCCACCCAACCUCGCAGACAAUCCCAGUCGCAGCCGCGCCCAGAGGCGGCAAGCCCAAAGCCGAGACGUCCAUCCCCAGCUCAACCUACGCAGUCAAUUCCUUCAUCUUCGGCCCCAGCUUUUGCGAUCCCUCCUAAUGGUAUUCCUCAAAUCCGUCGCGACUCUACGCGGGAGGACAGUGAUAGGCCGAAGCGACCUAUCCAUCCCCCGAAGAAUCGCGACCUCGAUUAUGCCGCAGCUAAUCGUAAAAAGUUAGAACCUGAGCAGCGUUUCUUCGAAGUGGCAUUGGAGGAGAUUAAGAAAGGCAAGCAUUACGCAUUGAACCAAUGGUUCCUUACGCCCGUCGAUCCCGUAGCUUUGAACAUCCCGACGUACUUCAGCGUUGUUAAAAAGCCAAUGGAUCUCGCUACCAUGACGCAAAAGAACUAUGAAGGCGAGUAUAAGAACGUGAAGGAUAUUGAGAAGGACAUGCGAUUGAUAGUACACAACGCUGAACUCUUCAAUGGACCAAGCCACGAUGUCACGACAUUAGCGAAGCGCCUCGAAGAUCUUUUCAAGGCCGAGCUCGGAAAGAGAGAGGUGUGGAUGAAACGUCACUAUCCCCCGGAGCAACCUUCUACGACGAAUGCUUCGGCUCCUAGUCCUGAGCGAAGCACUCAUGAAUCAGAGGAAGAAAGCGAAGCCGAUAACGACGACGACGAAGGCAAUGAGGCCUUCCGUACGCUACAGACUCGAUUAGAUGAAGAGCAAGACAAGCUUAACGCUAUGGUGGGCUCCAAGAAGCCAGAUAUCACCAUGAUCGAGAUCCAACAACAGAUGGUGUCGAUGCUCCAGCGAAGGCUUGUUGAAGAGAAAACGAAAGUGAUUAGUGGAGAGAAGAAGCCUAAGCCGAAGAAGAAAGCUACUAAGAGUAAGCCGAAGUCUGGGGCUGGUGGCUCGUCAGCUGCAAAUAAGAAGGCAGCGGCUGGAAACUCGACGGCUGGUAAGAAAACCUCUGGGAAUAGUAGUCAUAAGAAGGCAGCUCCCAAGAGCCGACCGGUUGGAGCACUGGAGAAGGCAGUCAUCGCUGAAGGUAUCAACGAGCUUGAUGGCGCCACUCUCACUCGUGCUGUUGAGAUCAUCAAGAGGGACACUGGUCAGAAUGAGAACGACGAUGGCGAAAUGGAAUUGGACAUAGAUGCCCUAUCCACGGAUGCUCUCCGAAAGCUCUAUGACUUGAUCAACAAGACUGCCCCAAGCGUUCGGACGAGCAUCGAGCGAAGACCGGAAUUUAGCCGACCAGCAGAGCCCGAACCUAAGGCAAAGGCUAACGCCCCAGCCAAGCCUAAGAAGAAUAAGCCAAUGAACAAGCAUGAGCAAGAACGUAAGAUCGAGCAGCUUCGUGAGCUUAAAGCCCAACUUCAGCGCGGGGGAAGCGGUAGUCAAGAGCCCCUACCCAACGAAGUUGAGGACAGCCGACCUGCGGAAUCGAGUGAGGAGGAAAGUGACUCCGAGGAGGAAUAGACACAAAACCCGAUUACUCCAAGCACGCUUAGUCUCGGAGUUAACGUCAGAAGGAUG
Annulohypoxylon maeteangense is the source of this 2931-nucleotide messenger RNA. RefSeq names its product Bromodomain-containing protein. The coding region runs from base 148 to 2874 and encodes 908 amino acids. Gene Ontology annotation, biological process: chromatin remodeling; regulation of DNA-templated transcription. The record is from RefSeq and is a predicted model, not a curated record. The transcript has 4 exons. Gene Ontology annotation, cellular component: chromatin; nucleus. Lineage: Eukaryota; Fungi; Ascomycota; Sordariomycetes; Xylariales; Hypoxylaceae.